This is a messenger RNA of Impatiens glandulifera, 1431 nucleotides long. Its product is annotated as probable protein phosphatase 2C 9. Gene Ontology annotation, biological process: protein dephosphorylation. The transcript has 5 exons. Lineage: Eukaryota; Viridiplantae; Streptophyta; Magnoliopsida; Ericales; Balsaminaceae. The coding region runs from base 265 to 1110 and encodes 281 amino acids. The record is from RefSeq and is a predicted model, not a curated record. Gene Ontology annotation, molecular function: protein serine/threonine phosphatase activity. Gene Ontology annotation, cellular component: nucleus; cytosol.
AUGGCAACCAUUCUUGGCUUGCGCAGAGAGAAUCAAUCUCUUCUCCUUCUCUCUCUCCUUUCAUCAAUUUCUUCUCUGUACUGGAUAAUAAUCUACCUUGUAUAAUAGGGUUUGUUUGUUUCUUUGUUUGAUCGAUCAUCCGCUAAAUAUUCGACCUUUUCUAGACUACCCAACUUUGAUCCCAACUACCCAUCUGGAAUUUUCUGAAGAAUCGUCUCAAAAUUAGGUUAUUUUGUAUGACGAGAUUGACCAGAAGCUGAAUUUAUGGAUAAUUUAUGUUGUUUCGGCUCUAAGCUUUCAGGAGGAAAAUCAUCAAGUGGGUCUGGUAAAGGAAGAAGUCAUAAGGAUGGUCGUGUUAAGUAUGGAUUCACUCUAAUGAAAGGAAAAGCAAAUCAUCCUAUGGAAGAUUUUCAUGUUGCUAAAUUUUCUCAAUUUGAAGGACAUGAACUUGGUCUUUUCGCCAUUUAUGAUGGUCAUCUUGGUGAUAGAGUUCCUGCCUAUUUACAGAAAAAUCUAUUCAAUAACAUCCUAAAAGAGGGAGAGUUCUGGACUGAUACGCGACGAUCGAUUGGUAAAGCGUAUGAAAAAACGGAUCAAGCAAUUCUAUCGAAUAGCGAUGAUCUUGGAAGAGGCGGUUCAACUGCUGUCAAUGCCAUUCUGAUAAAUGGUAGAACACUUUGGGUUGCUAAUGUUGGAGAUUCACGAGCUGUUCUCUCGAGGAGUGGACAGGCCAUACAAAUGAGUGUGGACCAUGAGCCCAAUACCGAACGUGACAGUAUUGAAGAUAGGGGAGGGUUUGUCUUAAACAUGCCAGGAGAUGUCCCUAGAGUAAACGGUCAAUUAGCAGUUUCUCGUGCUUUUGGCGACAAGAACCUUAAAAGACACUUACGUUCCGAUCCUGAUAUAACUAAUUCUGAUAUCAAUUCCGACGAGGACCUCCUAAUCCUUGCUAGUGACGGUUUAUGGAAGGUUAUGUCUAAUCAAGAGGCGGUUGACAUAGCAAAGAAGAUUAAGGAUCCACAGAAGGCGGCAAAGAAGUUGGCAAUGGAGGCUGUGGCGAGAGACAGUAAAGAUGAUAUUUCGUGCAUUGUUGUUCGAUUUGGGUAUUGAAAAAUUGAGUAGUUGGUUUGCGAUUGUACAAUGGUUAGAUUCUUCGCGAACUGCCAUAAGUUUGGAAGGUUCAUCCUCCUAUCACUCCCUCUAUUAUCUGUUUGUGUAAUAUUAUCAUUUUGCCACGGUUUUUGUUAUUCUUGUGUUCUGGCUCGAGUAGGUUCCGUUUAUGUUUAUUCUUUCUCGGGUUUCUUUCUAUUUUCAUUGUUGUCGUGUUAGCUUGGAAAGAUUUGCAAUUGACAAGACAACGGUGAUUUUGUGUAAUAAUAAUUCCUUAAUCGAAUGCAUAUUUGUUAUGUAAUAAAUAAGAGUUUUUAAGUU